Molecule: messenger RNA, 3888 nt
Organism: Vitrella brassicaformis
Lineage: Eukaryota; Vitrellaceae
Source: the annotation of a GenBank genome assembly
UCAACGAGGGUGGAAAGGCCCCCGCUCUAGCAACAGUCCCUCAGCAAAACCCGCCCUCUCCUGCCCAUUCCACCUGCUUGCCCGCCACGCCCUGCUCCGCACCAUGUGUGCGUUGCCCUUCUGCAGCAGCAGACUAAGUCGAGCCCACCACCUCUCCACUGCUGUCUCGCGGAAAAACUCCACAUCGCCCUCCUCCAUAUAGACAGGUGGCCGCAUGUGUCGGGCCAUACGGUUGAGAAGGGCAGCCGCCUCGUCCCCCCACCGUCCGUAGCUCUCCGCCGACAGUGGGACGAAGGUGAAGUUGCUUGCUCUCGCCUCUGUGCCGUAUUUGCUGUGCUUCCUGUCGGCCGCGUUGCGCAGCGCCUUGCCGUCUUCUGCCCCGUUCUGCCUGUUGGUGGCCGCGUGGUGUCUGUUGGUGAAGGGGUCGGGGCGUGUGGGGUGGGCGAUGGUGACGUCGCCGAGCAUGCUUUUUCCCUCCUCCACCCAGUAGAGGUCGUUGUAGGCAAGAGCUCGCGAGCCAACGCCGUCCCCAACUUGGAAAGCCGUGGGAUCUUCGUUUUGAUGUCCUUCAGUAAGUUCUCUCCCCGUCUCGCAUGCGGACUGUGCCCCCAUCGAGCCCCCACCCUGCUCCUCGGAGUCCCCAAAGACAAAGGCAAGAGGCACACCAGGAAGGUCCACUGACAGGUCUUGACAACGCUUCGUCUGUUGUGUGGUCAGAUGAUGGACAACCGGUUUACCCGCCCAUCAUGGCAGCGGUCCCUCGCCCUCGCCCAACGCCUUCAACGACUUCUUCCACUCCGUCACCACUUGCCAGUAUGAUGCUGUGCAGCGGUGCUUCGAGAGAGAGGAUCCCACGCCCUACAUGCAGGCUACUGAUCAAGUCAAUACGGGGAGGGGGAUGCGUCAAUCACGUUUGGUGAGGGAGAUAUGCCUGGCUUGUUUCCCGCUGUGUCUGUCAGACGCUCAAGACGUGUCUGCACUUGGCUGCCAAGGGGGGUUUGCAGAUCUGGUGCACUUCUUCAUCACCCUCGGGGCCGCCAUCGAAGCCAGAGAGCGAAUCGGGAGGACGCCGCUGCGGUGCGCAAAAAGACAUUCAUGAGAUACACACACUCCAAGUCCACACGUGCGUGCGCAGGUGUGCGCAAGGAGACAUUCAUGAGAUACACACACGUGCGUGCGCAGGUGUGCGCACACAGACAUUCAGUAUGUACAAACACACCAAGUCGACACGUGGGUGCGCAGGGGUGCGCACAGAGACAUUCAUGACAUACACACACUCCAAGUCCACACGUGCAUGCGCAGGUGUGCGCACAGAGACAUUCAUGGGUGCGCAAAGAGACAUUCAUGAGAUACACACACUCCAAGUCGACACGUGCAUGCGCAGGGGUGCGCACAGAGACAUUCAUGACAUACAAACACUCCAAGUCUACACGUGCAUGCGCAGGUGUGCGCACAGAGACAUUCAUGGGUGCGCAAAGAGACAUUCAUGAGAUACACACACUCCAAGUCGACACGUGCAUGCGCAGGGGUGGUGCGCAAAGAGACAUUCAUGAGAUACACACACUCCAAGUCGACACGUGCAUGCGCAGGUGUGCGCACAGAGACUUUCAUGAGAUGCGCAGGUGUGCGCAAAGAGACAUUCAUGAGAUACACACACUCCAAGUCCACACGUGCAUGCGCAGGUGUGCGCACAGAGACAUUCAUGAGAUACACACACGUGCGUGCGCAGGUGUGCGCACACAAACAUUCAGUAUGUACAAACACACCAAGUCGACACGUGGGUGCGCAGGUGUGCGCACAGAGACAUUCAUGAGAUACACAAACUCCAAGUCCACACGUGCGUGCGCAGGGGUGCGCACAGAGACAUUCAUGAGAUACACACACUCCAAGUCCACACGUGCGUGCGCAGGUGUGCGCACAGAGACAUUCGUCAUGUGUGUGGAUGGAUGUGUGAGGGAUGGAUGUGUGGAUGGACGCGUCGGUGGGUGGAUGGGUGCCAUGGAUGCCAACAGCACUUCUUCAAGCUCUCGUUGUGUAUGGGAUGUUUGAGUUCGUGGCGCGUGUGUGUUUAUGUACAGGAUGGGUGGCCGUGAUGUGUGGCGGUUGUGUGUGGUGCACUGUAUGUGCCCGAUAUCUGCCCUCACAGAGACACUGUCAGGUGUGUGUGCGUGUGUGUCUGUGUGUCAUACGAUGGAUAGCACUACGAAAGUAUACAUGGCCCCCUGUAGUGUGCCGCCGCAGCAGCAUGUGGUUGUCGGAGCCAGCCCUGCGACAAACACGCACACAGAACACACACACACGCACACACACGCACACACACACACACGGAGAGUAUACAACAACGCAUCCAUCUGUCUACCUCCCCCUCACUGACCGAGAAACCUUUGAUGAGGCGACCACAUGAAGGGGGCCGCAUGGGAAGCCCCAUGCAACGGAACCAAAGGGAUUGCAAGUCAGAGGGCGCCUGCCCAAAGCCGAGGCGAAACCUGAUAGCGCGAAAACAGAUAGCGCGAGAGCGUGUACAUAAUUGAGUGGCCGUCUCUCACGAAGCAACCCAGGUGUCACUGCAGAAGGUCUCGCAUCAUGAAAAAGUCCGUUUCCAAUGUGAACGAAUUGACAAUGCGUCUCUGAGAGACAGAGAGGCUGUGUGUAAAGUGGGAGGCAUUGUGUUGCACUGUCGCGUCGUGCGUUCUCUGUCACGAUGGACCGAGUCAUAUACAACUGUCUCACAGAUGGCAUGUCUGGAGAACCAAACAAAUAACCCCUCCCGUGACGUGCUAACCAUGGGUGCUACAUGCACACAACAUAUGACAGACCAGAGAAAAUGCACCGCGAAGAAAAAUAGGGCCUCACGAGGGAGAAAAAUGUACGCGAGACGAUGAGUGCACACUCGUAUGUGCCUCCUACGCCUCUUAUCAGUGUUCGAACACUCAUGGCCUACUCUCACAUAUCUUCGUUCGUCGAAAGCUACCCUGGCUUCAUCUGCCUGUCACAUUGCACGGACACAUAGGAAAAAGAGUGCGCUCACAAAGAAAAAGAGGGGCUCGCGAGGUAAGAAAAAAUAUACCCAAUGAUAGGUGUAGAAGCCUACUUGGCUAGUCAUUAUAUUACAAGACUCGUACCGUACUCACAUGUCUUCGUCCAUUGAAGCCUCCAGCCUACCUUCAGCCGGCUCGCUUCCAUUCGCACACGAGACGUCAACAAUCAGCACCCGCUCUCUAUCAGCGGCCUCUCUGAGUUGAACGUCUUCCUCUUGUCCAUGGCCAUUUACCUGACAAAGAAGAGGAAAGGAGCUGCACACAUAACAUACUAGAGCAAGAUGCCUUAGGGAAGGGAUGAUGCAGCUAUGGCUGCUGGUCGUUUUCUGUCGGUGUCUGCUGCUUCAGCGGCUGAGACUCGGGCGCAACCUACACACACACACAAGAGGUCAUGGCUGCAUCCACGAAACCGCAAAGUGGACCUCGCUACCUCUCCAUUUGGGGCGGGCAGGUAGUCAUUGCCUCUCAGCGGCUGUCGCACCGGGUCGCCCCCAGCCACACUCACGUUGUGCACCACUCGCACACCUAUACCAGCAUAUAUACACGCUCAUGUACACUCGUGUGCGUGUCUAUGUCUGUGUGUGUGAGCGUACUGUCGAGUUGUGGCUGCAAGGGGACCAUCUGUGUGGCCAUGGGUGGGGCGGUCGGCAAAUCUCCCACUGUGUAGCCAGCCAACUGACACACACACAACACACCACAGCACACACAAUACGCACAGACGUGUGCACAGCGGCAGGGGGCAUCUGUCUGUCCGUGUAGUGUGGAUGGGUGGAUGGAUGGGGUCAUACAUUGGCCGUGCCCAGGACCGGGUCCAGCCCAGUCGUUACCACCAGCGAGUGUGUGUAUAUCA